CAGUGAUAUUUUUCCCUUGAAGGCACGUGUGCAAUAACCUAAGAGAGUAGCGGUUUAGAGUUCGAGACACUACAGAUAGAGAUGCAAUCACUCUCAAGUGUCUCGAACACACUCGGAUUCUGAAUGCCACCCGAUACAUAAAAGCAUCGUUCAUCGUUUCCGAAACGAAACCCCCUGCUUUGAGCACGAAGCCAAACCCCUCCCUCCCUCUCUUCCUCAACCUCUCACUCUACCAAAGGCGGCGAAUCAUGGACGUCGAUCCUCGUCACUAUAAUCACGUUGCUAUCAAUGACAAUGACGUCCACAAUAUUGUUCUAUCAUACCUUGUGCAUAAUUGCUAUAAAGAAAGUGUGGAGUCAUUUGUUGCUUCUACGGGGAUGAAGCAGCCUGCUGACUGUCUUGAGGAUAUGGAGAAAAGAAAAAGAAUCUUUCAUUGUGCAGUGGAGGGGAAUGCUCUCAAGGCGAUUGAACUGACGGAACAGCUGGCACCUGACUUACUGGGGAAAAAUAAAGAAUUGCAUUUUGACCUUCUGAGCCUUCACUUUGUUGAACUUGUUUGCUCUAAGAAAUGCACAGAAGCUUUGGAAUUUGCCCAGAACCAGUUGACCCCCUUUGGCAAGGUGGAAAAAUAUGUCUCAAAGCUUGAGGACUUUAUGGCAUUGCUUGCCUAUGAAGAACCAGAGAAGUCCCCUAUGUUUCAUUUGCUUAGCUUGGACUAUCGGCAGCAAGUUGCAGAUAGUUUGAACCGAGCAGUUCUUGCACAUUCAAACCUGCCCAAUUAUACUGCAAUGGAAAGGCUAAUACAACAGACAACAGUAGUUAGACAAAGCAUAAGUGAAGAAAAUGCCAAGAAUGGGCCUCCACCAUUUUCUUUGAAGGAUUUUAUUAGAAGCUAAUGGAUGAAACUCUUGGAGUAUCACUGGCUGUUCUCAUAUCUUGCAGUUUGGCAAGUUUGGUGCUCGAUCUUGUAUGCCACAUGUGGAGUUGGUGUAAUACAUUAUUUCUUGUAUAGAAAGUAGUCAUCAAAGGGGGUACUAGCUCUGCGCCAAUUGGUUUUCUCUAGGUUUGGGUUUUUGAAGUUGAUCUGAUGCAAGGCUUGCAUAUGUUAUUGUGCUUAU
Molecule: messenger RNA, 1118 nt
Organism: Prunus avium (sweet cherry)
Lineage: Eukaryota; Viridiplantae; Streptophyta; Magnoliopsida; Rosales; Rosaceae
Product: LisH and RanBPM domains containing protein
Molecular function (GO): protein binding
Source: RefSeq, a predicted model, not a curated record